ACACAAAAGGUCUCCUGAAGGAAAACAUCCCUCCUGCAGCUACAGUUUCGUCCCCCAAAUUAACCCUACCUGAUGCAAUCCUCCCAACAUCAAAGAAUUUUCACGUCCGCUACAGAAAUGAGCGCCGAUGCCACAAGCGGACCAGGAGUCAUGUUGAAAGGCUGGAGGCAAGCUUACAAGAAGCACAAUCAGCUGUUGUCGGGGCUGCCUCACAGGCUCGGGCAGAUCAACAGUCACUCUCACAGCAAACGUAACCAUGCUCUUGGUAUGCGUGUUUCUCGCGCACCUCUCCAGAAAGCACACGCCAUCAAGAAGGCCACUGCUCGCACUAUAGCACAAACCACAAAACAUACAACAUUUGCCCUGAAAAACAAGAAUAUAAUCACUGAUACUGUCCGCGACACAAUCUGCGAGCUCGUAGCAACACACGACGUACCAGUAUCGAGUGUUCGAGGUGUCUUUGGUGUUAUCGCAGAGGACAUCAACAAGAUGCGCGUCGCUGAGCUGGACCUGCAGAUCCGCUGGCAUCGCCAAUUCGAUUCACAAAUUCCUGCAGCGAAGGACCUUAAAGGCAAGAAAGCACCGGAGAAAAGGGCCAUUCUGGCAGCUGCAGCAGAGCGGCUUUCUAGUGGGGAAGUAGGACCCAACACUGACAAGGCUGCGACGAUGCAGGAAAUUGAGGGACAUGACACCACCAAUGUUGGGGCUCUCUUAGGGGACUCCGAUGAAGAAAAUGACUCGUAGACGGCCGCUCCUCUUAAAAUUUGAUAGGCUCGUAUAAUCCACCUCAUCUAUAGUUCUUGCUGAUGGCUCGGCGACCUAAAUUCUUGUCGUGUAGGUGUUUGGUUACAUGUCUACACCAUCUCGUACUUUAUUGACCACGUAUUUCGCCGAUACUUGAUUACAUAAUAUCACACUUUGUUUGGUGGCGCUGCGCCUCCCCA
Molecule: messenger RNA, 944 nt
Organism: Suillus paluster
Lineage: Eukaryota; Fungi; Basidiomycota; Agaricomycetes; Boletales; Suillaceae
Exons: 2
Coding region: 73-744 (223 amino acids)
Source: RefSeq, a predicted model, not a curated record